Molecule: messenger RNA, 2691 nt
Organism: Ipomoea triloba (trilobed morning glory)
Lineage: Eukaryota; Viridiplantae; Streptophyta; Magnoliopsida; Solanales; Convolvulaceae
Product: pentatricopeptide repeat-containing protein At1g50270
Exons: 1
Coding region: 144-1979 (611 amino acids)
Biological process (GO): RNA modification
Molecular function (GO): protein binding; RNA binding
Source: RefSeq, a predicted model, not a curated record
AUUGACUCUGAUAUCCCGCCCAUAGAGUCCGUUGGUGGAGUAAAUUCCUAGUUGCUAAAUUGAAUUUUCAGUUAAAGGAUCGGAGAAGAUUACUUGAGUUAGAAAGUGCAGUAGCAUUCCGGGCUCUCGCUCCUAUCAAUCUCAUGUCAGCGCCCAUUCCCAGCUUGCAUGAGGCAUUGAUAUCUCUGCUAUUGUCACAGAAAAAAUGGAGCUUCAUCCGUCUCAAGCAGAUUCACUCUCUGUUUAUCACUUGCGGUCUGUACCACCACAAUUCAUGGCUCAGGAAACUACUCGACCAUUGCAUAUCCCUGCCUGUGUUCCCCUCUUCGUAUGCACUUUCUCUCUUCGCUCGGAUCAAAGAACCUAAUGCCCAUUCGUGGAACACCAUGAUCAAAGGGUAUUCCAUGACUUCAAACCCCCAUGACUCCAUUGUUUUCUAUGCGAAAAUGCGGGAAAAUCGUGUGUUUCCCAACAACCACACCUUUAAUUUGCUUCUCAAAGCCUUUUCCAAGGCCAAAGCAGGAAACCCAUUACAGGUUUUUGCUCAAGUAGUGAAGUUUGGGUUUGGUUCUGACCAUUUUGUGCAGAAUUCUUUGGUUUCUACUUUUGCUGUCUGUGGGCACAUUGAACUUUCGCGCAAGGUGUUCGUUGAAAUGCAGCAAAGAGAUGUCAUUUCUUAUACUGCAUUGAUUGAUGGGUUCAAGAGAAACAAUAGGCCAGCUGAAGCUUUGGAGCUUUUUCUCGAGAUGAAAAGGACGGGUGUGAGGGUGGAUGAAGGUACUAUAGUUAGUGCUCUUUGCACAGUUGGGAUGCUGGGAUAUGUUUGGUUUGGGAAGUGGCUUCAUGGAUUCUAUAUAGUGCCUGGGAGAGUUCAUCAGGAUGUCUAUAUUGGCAGUGCUCUUGUGGAUAUGUAUUCUAAGUGUGGAUUCUGUGAUGAUGCUAGUGAAGUCUUUGCAGAGAUGCCAUGCAAGAAUCUUGUUGCUUGGACUGCACUGAUAGCUGGAUAUGUUAACUGUGAAAGAUUCAAGAAUGCACUGAAUGCUUUUGAAGACAUGCAGGCUAGUGGACUAGAGCCUAAUCAAGCUACACUAACUGUUCUUCUCACUGCCUGUACUAAGCUAGGGGCUUUAGACCAGGGCAAGCAGCUUGAGAAGCAUAUUGACUCACAAGGACUCAAAAUCAACCUGGCUCUUGGCAGUGCUUUGAUAGAUUUGUAUGCAAAGUGUGGAUGCAUCAAUGAUGCACUUUUGGUUUUCAGAAAGAUACCAGUUAAAGAUGUUUAUGUAUGGACAGCCAUCAUCAAUGGGUUGGCAAUGCAUGGUGAAGCUGAGAAAUGCUUAGAUCUCUUCAGGGAAAUGUUGAGCAAUGGGGUCGAGCCCGAUGGAGUCACAUUCAUUGGGGUCCUCAGUGCUUGCUCUCAUGGUGGACUUGUGGAUGAGGGACAGAAAUUGUUUGCAGAGAUGGACAGUGCCUAUGGAGUACAACCCACUGUUGAUCACUAUGGUUGCAUGGUUGAUCUGUUGGGCCGGGCGGGACGACUAGAGGAAGCAGUCGAGUUGAUUGCAGGCAUGCCAAUGGAGCCAACCCCAGGUGUUUGGGGGGCUCUAUUUGGUGCAUGCAUGAUUCACAAGGAGUAUGGACUGGGAGAAUGGGUAGGAAAUCUGCUAAUCAGUAUACAACCUCAUCACAGUGGCAGGUAUACACUUCUGGCAAAUUUACAUUCAAUGUCUCAAAACUGGAAAGCAGUAGCUCAAGUCAGGAAAAAGAUGAAAGAAAAUGGAGUUGAAAAGAUCAGGGGGUGUAGUUGGAUUGAACUGGAAGGUGUUAUCCAUGAAUUUAUAGCCUUUGACAAAUCACAUGCCCAGUCUGAGAGUGUGUAUCUGGUCUUGGAUAGCCUUGCCACCCAACUGGAACCUGAAAAUUUUGUUCUCCAUAAUGUUCACACAGGUGGCUUCCUGUUUAACAGUCUUAAAGCAUAGUAGAUUUCCAGGUUAUCAAUGAACACCAUUCAACAACAAUUUUAUUUCUCAGAAAGACUACAAAGUAUCAAGUUAUAAACCACAAUGAGAGAUACACUCUGGUUGUUAUAUCCUAAUAUGUUACGCAAUGAUGCUUUCACAUUAUCUCCAUCCUUUUGCGCUCCCUCUACAUGGACAGAACAGCAUAUCAAGUAAUUCUGGAUUCUGGAAGAUGAACCCAAAAAGUGACUCCUCUUACCAAGUCACGGUGGCUGUAAGAAUAAUUAAUGAAUUUCAAGCGGUGUAAAAUCAAAGGAUCACCGAAGAAAUUGUUUCCAGUCUUUAUGUUGCAAGAGUCACGGUGACAGCGAGAAAGUUGGAAACUCAAAAUCCUAAGAAUUCCCAUGGAAUGAAAUAGAAUUAUGCCAUAUAUCUGAUCUCAACGGGAACUAGGAGACUUCCAGAUGAGUCUUGAAUGCUAUUAGUCCGCUUUAUCAUCAGAAGGCUCCAAUAACCAGUUUGCUCUCCAACCAAUUGAAGGUGACAAAAGGCGUUCGGUUUUCCAACCAGAUGACUGAAGCUGCCAAAAAGCAAAAAUAGAAACGGAAAGAGUAAAUAUAUUGUUCUUUUACUAGUUUGGAAGGGGAAAAGGGAUAAAGCAUUGUCUUAUGUAACCAGAUAUCAAAUGGUGUGCUUCAAUAUAUAGUUUUAAGGAAACGACACUCCAAUGUUA